AUGUCAUUACGUCAUUAUAUUAUUCUCCAUCGGUAAACGAACACCAUAUACAUGUAAUAUAGAAAUCCCGUUUUAAGUACAGCCUUUCCGUAGUAAGUCCUUUCCCCAUUUUAAAGGAAUUUUGUCAAGCGUUCUUUAUUACAGUGAAGAAACCGUACCGACCAGGUCCUUCUAUUCACUUCAAACACACGUACACACAUAUAUGUUUUAUGUUCUGAUUGACAAAAUCUUUUGCUUUCCCUCUCUGCAGAGGCAAGGCAUUCACUAAGCUGCCCUCAAGCGUUUCUAAAAUAGACGACCAGUAAACUUUCACUCUCUGAUUGUAUUUUUGUUACAAGCUGCAUCCAACUGGUAUUUUCGUACAGCUUACACAUUAUAUUGGUGAAUAAUUAUCACCUAUUUACUGAGACCGAGGGUGAACAGUGUGUUUUGUGAACCCGAGACCGCCGUUGUUCAAUGGCAACAACGGCGGUCGAGGGGCCACAAAACAUACUGCAUUCCCGAGGUCCCAGUAGAUAAGUGUUUUGUUAUAUAGUUUAAAAGUGUGAAAGUAUGAAUAAUUCAUCGGUUAUUGGAGUGAAUUUAAUUAGAAACCAAAACUGGAGAAACGGAACGGCUUAAAUGUUUAAUAAAAAGUUUAGAAAAAGAACUUUGUAACUUCAUGGUUGGCACGUAUGCGCAUUGGGCCCAUUUUAUUGUUGACCGGUCAAUAAAUGUCUCAUUGUGGAUCGGUCGCCUCUUCAGCAAAGCACGCAGUGAACAUUGCGUUUUGCGGACCGGCACGUGAUACAGUUUUGACCAAUCGGCAAACAGAAAAAUUGAAGUUUGGCACUAACUAUAUAACAAUUAUCACUUAUUUACUGAGACCGAGGGAAACAGUGUGUUUUGUGGACCCGAGACCGCCGGGUUCGAGGGGCCACAAAACACAUUGCUUUCGCAAGGUCUCAGGAAAUAAAUGUUUUGUUAAAUAAUAUAUAAGUGUCAAAGUAUGAAUAAUUCACCGGUUAUUGGAGUGAACUUAAUUUGAAACCAAAACUGGAUAAACUGAACGCCGUAAUUGAAUUUAAAAAACCAAUUGUAUUGUUGACCGGUCAAUAAAUGUUUUAUUGUGGACCAGUUGCCUCCUCGCAAAAGCAUGUAGUGAACAUGACAUUUUGUGGACCGACACGUGAUACGGUUUUAACCAAUCAGAAAUCAGAAAAAUUGAACUUUGACACUAACUAUAUAACAAGGCUAUAUAUAUAUAAUAUGCCAACCUUUGAUAAUUUUAAAAUUUUGCUUAAUAAAGUGGUAUGUUGACUAAAUAAUUUACUACCAGAAAAUAUUUCGAAACUACAGUAUAUAAUAUUGUAAAUAGCAUUCCUUUAUAUAUAUUUAUUUGUAGUAUAGCUGAUGUAAUUUAACCUUUGGUUACAAAAUCAGUAAAUAUAUUAGUAAUAAUAGUAAUAAUAUUAAUAAUAAUAAUAAUAAUAAUGAUAAUGAUAAUGAUAAUUAUAAUGAUAGUGAUAAUGGUAGUGAUAAUGAUAGUGAUAGGGAUAGUGAUAGUGAUAAUGAUAAUGAUAAUGAUAAUAAUAGUGAUAGUGAUAAUGAUAGUGAUAGUGAUAGUGAUACGGAUAGUGAUAGUGAUAAUGAUAGUGAUAGUGAUAGUGAUAAUGAUAGUGAUAGUGAAAGUGAAAUUGAUAGUGAUAGUGAUAAUGAUAAUGAUAAUAAUAGUGAUAGUGAUAGUCAUAGUGAUAAUGAUAAUGAUAGUGAUAGGGAUAGUGAUAGUGAUAAUGAUAGUGAUCGUGAUAGUGAUAAUGAUAAUAAUAGUGAUAGUGAUAAUGAUAGUGAUAGUGAUGGGGAUAGUGAUAGUGAUAAUGAUAGUGAUAAUGACAGUGAAAUUGAUAGUGAUAAUGAUAAUGAUAAUAAUAGUGAUAGUGACAGUCAUAGUGAUAAUGAUAGUGAUAAUGAUAAUGAAAGUGAUAGUGAUAAUGAUAAUGAUAAUGAUGAUGAUAAUAAUAGUGAUAAUGAUAGUGAUAGUGAUAGGGAUAGUGAUACGGAUAGUGAUAGUGAUAAUAAUAGUGAUGGUGAUAAUGAUAGUGAUAGUGAUGGUGAAAGUGAAAUUGAUAGUGAUAGUGAUAGUGAUAAUGAUAAUGAUAAUAACAGUGAUAGUCAUAGUAAUAAUGAUAGUGAUAGUGAUUGGAUUAGUGAUAGUGAUAGUGAAAGUGAUAGUGAUAAUGAUAAUGAUAAUAAUAGUGAUAGUGAUAAUGAUAGGGAUAGUGAUACGGAUAGUGAUAGUGAAAAUGAUAGUGAUAGUGAUAAUGAUAGUGAUAGUGAAAGUGAAAUUGAUAGUGAUAGUGAUAAUGAUAAUGAUAAUAAUAGUGAUAGUCAUAGUGAUAAUGAUAGUGAUGGUGAAAGUAAAAUUGAUAGUGAUAAUGAUAAUGAUAAUAAUAGUGAUAGUGAUAGUCAUAGUGAUAAUGAUAGUGAUAGUGAUUGGAUUAGUGAUAGUGAUAGUGAAAGUGAUAGUGAAAGUGAUAGUGAUAAUGAUAAUGAUAAUAAUAGUGAUAGUGAUAAUGAUAGGGAUAGUGAUACGGAUAGUGAUAGUGAAAAUGAUAGUGAUAGUGAUAAUGAUAGUGAUAGUGAAAGUGAAAUUGAUAGUGAUAGUGAUAAUGAUAAUGAUAAUAAUAGUGAUAGUCAUAGUGAUAAUGAUAGUGAUGGUGAAAGUAAAAUUGAUAGUGAUAAUGAUAAUGAUAAUAAUAGUGAUAGUGAUAGUCAUAGUGAUAAUGAUAGUGAUAGUGAUUGGAUUAGUGAUAGUGAUAGUGAAAGUGAUAGUGAAAGUGAUAGUGAUAAUGAUAAUGAUAAUAAUAGUGAUAGUGAUAAUGAUAGGGAUAGUGAUACGGAUAGUGAUAGUGAAAAUGAUAGUGAUAGUGAUAAUGAUAGUGAUAGUGAAAGUGAAAUUGAUAGUGAUAGUGAUAAUGAUAAUGAUAAUAAUAGUGAUAGUCAUAGUGAUAAUGAUAGUGAUGGUGAAAGUAAAAUUGAUAGUGAUAAUGAUAAUGAUAAUAAUAGUGAUAGUGAUAGUCAUAGUGAUAAUGAUAGUGAUAGUGAUUGGAUUAGUGAUAGUGAUAGUGAAAGUGAUAGUGAAAGUGAUAGUGAUAAUGAUAAUGAUAAUAAUAGUGAUAGUGAUAAUGAUAGGGAUAGUGAUACGGAUAGUGAUAGUGAAAAUGAUAGUGAUAGUGAUAAUGAUAGUGAUAGUGAAAGUGAAAUUGAUAGUGAUAGUGAUAAUGAUAAUGAUAAUAAUAGUGAUAGUCAUAGUGAUAAUGAUAGUGAUGGUGAAAGUGAAAUUGAUAGUGAUAGUGAUAAUGAUAAUGAUAAUAAUAGUGAUAGUGAUAGUCAUAGUGAUAAUGAUAGUGAUAGUGAUUGGAAUAGUGACAGGGAUACUGAUAGUGAUAAUGAUAGUGAUAGUGAUUGGAAUAGUGAUAGUGAUAAUGAUAGUGAAAGUGGUAGUGAUAGUGAUAAUGAUAAUGAUAAUAAUAGUGAUAGUGAUAAUGAUAGUGAUAGUGAUACGGAUAGUGAUAGUGAUAAUGAUAGUGAUAAUGAUAGUGAAAGUGAAAUUGAUAGUGAUAGUGAUAAUGAUAAUAAUAGUGAUAGUGAUAGUCAUAGUGAUAAUGAUAGUGAUAGUGAUAAUGAAAGUGAUAGUGAUAGUGAUAAUGAUAAUGAUAAUGAUGAUGAUAAUAAUAGUGAUAGUGAUAACGAUAGUGAUAGUGAUAGGGAUAGUGAUACGGAUAGUGAUAGUGAUAAUAAUAGUGAUAGUGAUAAUGAUAGUGAUAGUGAUAGUGAUGGUGAAAGUGAAAUUGAUAGUGAUAGUGAUAAUAAUAAUGAUAAUAAUAGUGAUGGUGAUAGUCAUAGUGAUAAUGAUAGUGAUAGUGAUUGGAAUAGUGAUAGGGAUAGUGAUAGUGAUAGUGAUAAUGAUAGUAAUAGUGAUAGUGAUAGGGAUAGUGAUAGUGAUAAUGAUAGUGAUAGUGAUAGCGAAAGUGAUAGUGAUAAUGAUAAUAAUAGUGAUAGUGAUAGUCAUAGUCAUAGUGAUAAUGAUAGUCAUAGUGAUAAUGACAGUGAAAGUGAAAGUGAUUGUGAUAAUGAUAAUGAUAAUAAUAGUGAUAGUGAUAAUGAUAGGGAUAGUGAUAAUGAUAAUGAUAGUGAUAAUGAUAAUAAUAGUGAUAGUGGUAGGGAUAGUGAUAAUGAUAGUGAUAAUGAUAAUGAUAAUGAUAAUAAUAGUGAUAGUGAUGAUAGGGAUAGUGAUAGUGAUAAUGAUAGUGAUAAUGAUAAUGAUAAUGAUAAUGAUAGUGAUAGUGAUAGUAUACAGUUAAUGUCUGCACCCGAGGGAAAUAGUUUUGUUUUUUCGAGAAUCUCAAUGUUUCCCGAGACGAAGUCCAGGGAAACAUUGAGAUGCGAGGGAAAACAAAACUAACAAUUUCCCGAGGGAAAAGACGUUAAGUGUUUUGUUAUAUAGCGACGAAACAAAUAUCAACAUUGAACAACAUUCAUACAACAAUAUUUGUAUUUCAUGACCAAAACUCUAUAGCGUAAACGAGUUUAAAAUUUGAAAAACCUACUUAAAUGGUUUCAGCAGCAUAUCCUGUUGCCUGUUAUGUAUUUUUCUUCUCUUUUACAUUCUUUAUUUUAACACAAAGCCACGAAAACGGUAGUUUAAAUGGUAUAAAUUUGUGCCGCUAUUUUGUUUACUUAUGUACGUAGCCGGUCGGGGCGGGCAACAAUUUUUCACUUAUUACCCGGGCGGGAUACAUUGCAUUUAUCUAAAGCCACGUGACUACAAAUCAGCCAAUCACGUUUGGUGUUCACACUAGCUAUAUAACAAUGAUAAUUAUAGUGAUAUUGAUAAUGAUAGUGAUAGUGAUAAUGAUAAUGAUAGUGAUAAUGAUAGUGAUAAAGAUAAUGAUAGUGAUAGCGAUAGUGAUAAUGAUAGUGAUAGUGAUAGCGAUAGUGAUAGGGAUAGUGAUAGUGAUAAUGAUAGUGAUAGUGAAAGUAAUAGGGGUAGUGAUAGUGAUAGUGAUAAUGAUCGUGAUAGCGAUAGUGAUAUAUAUAUAUAUAUAUAUAUAUAUAUAUAUAUAUAUAUAUAUAUAUAUAUAUAUAUCACAUACAUGUACCUUUAUCAGGUAGGAAGCAGCGGGACAUAAAAACGAUAUCGUCCCGGAUAUCGUUUUUUGUCCCGGAUAUCGUUUUUUGUCCUGGAUACCUUUUUUUGUCCCGCUAAAUUUCGCGCCUUGUCAAAACAAAGAUGGCCGACUCGAGGUUCGUGUUGCUUGAUGUCCAACCUCGUUCCCAGGGCUUCAGUGUGAGGACGAGGCGAGACACGAGGAAGCCCUGGUCCGGGCCGAUCACGUGACGUCAAAAAAUGGCAGUAUUUGACAGCUACUCGUCAAGGAGUGGCGAGAUAUUCUUUAAUGAAAUAUACAAGUCUUCGAAACAAAUGAAUAGCCAAAAGACUUCUCAAUCGAUAUUAUUUAUGUGUAGAGCGAAGUUUGACACGAAUCAGCUAAAAUCUAUGAAGAUCCCGUCUAUGUUUUCUAAGAUAUACCGAUAUUUCUGGAGAUUUUCAACUACAGGCAAAGCUCUGCAUCCAAGCUAGCUGCAUCUAGGCGUCUCCAUGCAAGUGGUGAUUCACACGAAAUUUCCUUUCUCUCGUCUUGAACAAUAUGGCUAUUGCUAUAAUUAAUAUUUAGUUUAAAUAUGCUCUUAUAGAUCUGACUUAGUUCAAUAUAUUAAAUAAACACAAAUUUAAAACCUCGCGUAACCUGUUUACGCUGUACAGGAAUAUACGGUUCGCUUGUUUCGCCGGACACCAACACUUGCCGUUCAGGAGCAAUGCUUGCCUACAAAUUUUAUCCCCUUCACAAUCUUUGUUUUAUUUUAUCGUAUAGUCGCAAUUUUCAAGUAUUCGGCGUAUUCUGAAACUGAAAAACUGGGUGGCGUGCGAAUCUUGUAGACUACAUCGGCCUAGGCGUAUAUUAAGUAAACAGGGCCUAAAUUAAUUUAGUAGUUUCAUUUAAUUGUUUGUCUUGCUUUUAUUUUUUUCUGUACAGAAUAUUGUAAAUUAAAAUAUUAGUACAAUGCAAUACGCGUAGUAUUUCAUCAGACAUCUGCACUAAUAAAUACUGUACAAGGAAAACUUAAAGAAUAGUAGACAUUUCUUGUUUUGUCAGGAAACAUCACAGCUCACUCCGACACGCCUUUUGAGUUUUGUAACCGGCCGAGGCGAAAGUAAAUCGUGCAGUCGGGAAAACGUCUUACUUUGAAAGAUUAUUUUGCAAAGCAUACUCGUACACACAAGAAUUAUAAAAAUACAAAUGUUGAAUUGUAUUGUAAUUUGUUAUUGUCAACCGUCAAGUUCAGUUAUUUUUAGACAAUAUGGUGUUAGCCAAUCAGAAUGCAAAAGUGACCGGCCCGGACCAGGGCUUCCUCGUGUCUCGCCUCGUCCUCACACUGAAGCCCUGGGAACGAGGUUGGCUUGAUGUCGACAGUUUAUCGAAGAAAACAAGAACGAAAUACAAAACGAAAAACUUAAAUUGUAUAUAUUAUUUAUAUGAAUGGUCUAUUUAUUUUCUAAAAUCAUAUUUGUUCAGUAAAUGAUGAAUUGUUUUGAAUUCUAAAAUGAUCCUAUUUUUUCAAAACUGUUUACUUUUGGGUGUCAAACCCUGAUAAAGGUACAAGUAUAUAAUAAAUAGGUUAUCGUACUCGGGAUUCGGUGAUAUCAGUUUUAUCGCUCUCGGGACGAUAUUACAAUUGUGAUAUCAUCCCUCGAGCGAUAAAACUGAUAUCACCUCAUCCCUUAUAUGAUAACCUAUGUACUAUUUAAAACACGAGUAGGAGUGUUUUAUCAGAUAUAAAACGCAAGGCGCAGCCGAGCGCUUUAUGUCUGAUAAAACACGACAACGAGUGUUUUGAAUAGCUUAAAAUACGACUACAAAAGAAUGCUAAUUAGGAUGAACCAUUAUAUAAUCAUAUUAAUUAGGAUGAACAAUUAUAUAAUGCCAUGCACAUGCUUUAUCAGAUAUAAAGUCACUCCAUGUGACAUAUUAUGGCUGACAUGAUUUGCCACAAGGUUUAUGAAUUAUUAAUGAGUAUUAUAAAUAUAUAUAUAUAUAUAUAUAUAUAUAUAUAUAUAUAUAUAUAUAUAUAUAUAUAUAUAUAUAUAUAUAUAUAUAUAUAUAUAUAUAUAUAUAUAUAUAUAUAUAUAUAUGUAUAUAUAUAUAUAUACAACUUGAGUAUUUAGAACGAUAUACACCAUGCAGACACUGGUAUUGUACUUUAUAGUAAGUUAUUUCAUAUUUCGUGCAUUACAAUAAUCUACAGCAGGUACAUUAUAAAUCUUAUAAAGACCUUUCAUUGGCAUUGCCUUUGCCCAUUCAGGUCUUUUCUUGAAGAGUAACCCGGCUUAAGAUACCGCUUAUUUCGACUUUUAUAAUGCCGCUGCAUGUGAGUCAUCAAUAGUCAAUAUUUAAAUAAACUUUAAUCUUUAUCGUAUACUGUAAUGACAAUUUAGAAGUUUAACCAAACGAUACUGGAGGCAAACAACCUAUCUAUCAAUGGAAACUUUAAAAGGCUUAUUAAAACUCAUUAAGUAAUUCUAUGAGCUAGACUUUGUGCGCAUAUACAGUUUAUAAAUUAUGUAUAUAAUAUCCCUGAUAAAACGUGGGGACACUUUAUACCAGAUAGUAUAAUAAAAUUACUUUGCUAAACCUUUUCGGCUAUCAUUCCUUUGCAUUCAAGGGGCGAGGGUGAAUGGCGAUAUAAUUCCUAUGCGAGAUUCUGUGCAAUAUUUUGACUUUAACAAACAGAUCACUCGUGCAGACAAAAAAGAAAUGCAUAGCCUACAAUUGUGAAUUGUCGUAUAAUUCUGUACUGUCGAUCGACAAACAAUAUUUUACGUGAACACUCCUUCCUACAUGGUGUUUAACAUAAACAAUGAUAACCUUUUUUAAAAAGUCUAGAGCAGUAUGUCUAUAAACAUUUUUAGAGUCAAUGGUCAAUAGAAUGGACACUCAAUGUCUAUUUGGCUAGUGUCCAAAAUCGAAAUGUGUAACGUUUGCUUUAAGACCAACAAGGCGCUACGACCUACACACGCUUUUGAGACCUUUGUUUAACAAAAUUUAUACCGUUUCCAACAAUUCAAUGCAAUAAUAAUGGCAUACAUAAAUAUCUGAACAGGAGACCGAACGGAAACAUACGUUGAAAUGAAACUGCUCCGAACCCCGAGAGAAUAAAAGGGCAAAUAUUUCAAAGCAUACGACCAUACAUUUUCGUUGCUUGAUUUCCCGACUUGUCUAUUGCUAUAAGAAUCUACAGUUUAGCAUGUUUGUAUAAUUUAAAAUCAAACAGAAAACAAUUUAGGGAGUAUUUUGAAGUAUAUAUGAUUCUCAAAGAUGAUUGUACAAAACGGCCACCCUUGCAAUUGAAGUGUGAAGUGCGGAAGUGGAAACAUGUAAUAUGAGACUUUUCCAUCCCCCACUCAGGCUAUCAAUUUUCUAUGGGUCACAUGACCAGCCCCGAAGAAGGGAAGAGCCUGGGAACGAGGUUGUGACAUUAUAUAGAUCGCAAAUAG
Molecule: messenger RNA, 8596 nt
Organism: Paramuricea clavata
Lineage: Eukaryota; Metazoa; Cnidaria; Anthozoa; Malacalcyonacea; Plexauridae
Source: the annotation of a GenBank genome assembly